GCAAUUUACUAUUUCCCCACCGAAGUCCAAUUUCCAAUGUUAAAUUCGUGUCAGUUCGUUACCUACAAUCUGACUUUAAUCUGAAUGUGUUUAUAAUCUGAAAGUGCAAUUAUUGAAAAGCAGUGUAACCGGUUCGGUUCACGGUAUUUAUUUUCGUUGCAAGUGAAACUCCUAAAAUAUAAACAAGAUGCCCAAAUAUUCGAAUACAAAUAAUAUAAAUCCUAUUGUGAUUAUUCGAACAUCAUUCUUUUAUUAUCAGCAUUGAAAGGUGAACAAAGUUCAAUACGAAUGAAAGCGAUCUAUGUUAGCGCUAGUCCUAAUCAUCAAUAGAUAUCUUUUAGUUGCUGCUUAUGUUUCAAUUCACAACCAAGGCUAGGAAGGCGGUUCGCUACUUAAAAAAAUAGGCUCAUUCAUAAACUGCAUCUUGCAACACACACUAGGAUUCUAAAUUCUCACACGCGUGUAGUUUGUCCGUUGUUUUCUAUUAUAUGGUCAAUUUAUUCCUAAUCGCCUUUUCCUGAUAUAUUGUAACGUGCAAGAAUUCCCUAUGUGUAGUUAUACAACGGUUAAAAAUAAAAUUUUAAUCCUAUAACCCUUGCUUGCCCUUGCAUAACCAGUGCAGGGUGAUACGGUGGUCAAUAUCAUGGAAAAAUGUAAGUACUGAGAGCUAGGCUUAUUAUAGUUGAGUUGAAUCGUCCCUGAGAACUUAUUAAACGAUAAAGGAUCGCGUGGUCAGCUCAAUUCACUGUAUAUUUGAAGCAGCAAUUGCAAAUUGGCUGUCAAGGAGACCAGUCGGUAUUUUUCAAUCAAAGUUCAAAGUGAAUCGGCUUCGCGCGGUGUCCUGGUGUCUUUGUUUUUCUUCCGUUGGCAAAAGAAAGGUGAGAGUGAGAGUUCGCAUUUGUCAGUUCAUCUGUCAAAAGGUCAGGAGGUCAAGUGGGGAGGGCAGGAUUUUUGUUUAUACAUUAUUUUGGUAUGAUAAGUAGUACCCUGCUCAAGCAAUACAUCGUAUACCUCAAUAAACAUACCUACGUUCAAAAACUGAAAUGCGUGCAAUGGAAAAACCGCAGGGCGUUGCCGCAAGAAGCCUAUUGUCCUACCACAGUAGAACACAUCGCAAAUAUUCUCACGCACGGGAUCUGGAUCAUUCCAAGCAUCUUCGCUACUUUGGACUUGAUUAGCAGGUGCCAACAUGCUGACCAGUACCUGUCAGCCAUCAUUUAUGGCGGGACGUUGAUAUUCCUUUUUUGCGUCUCCACGUCUUUCCAUUGCGUGUUCUAUUGUAACAAGCACAAGCAACUAAAGGACCUCUUACACCGAUGCGACCGCGCGAUGAUCUACAUGUUCAUAGCCGGUACUUAUUUUCCAUGGUUGACACUGGAACCACUUCCUCACGAUGGUUGGGCAGCCCAUAUGCGAUGGGGCGUAUGGUUGUUAGCCUUCCUCGGUAUCAUCUACCAACAGCUCUUCCAUGAAAAGUACAAAAUGCUGGAGACCCUGGCGUACCUCAUCAUGGGAUGUGGACCCAGCGCGAUAAUCAUUUUUGAGCACGAAUUGCGAGGACUGCGCGACAUAACGUUAGGUGGCAUUUUGUACAUGUCAGGCAUAUUUUUCUUCAAAUGUGAUGGUCGACUGCCCUUCGCUCACGCCAUUUGGCAUUUGUUUGUUGUUAUGGCGGCUUACCACCAUUAUUACGCUAUUAGGGAGCACCUGUUUCCAUUGACCAAUUAAGUUCCUUUCCUAAUAUAAGAGAACGAUGUAGAACUUUAGAUGCUGCGGUUUUAUUGGUCGAGUAAACGUCAAGUAUAUCUAUAGGCUCCAUGACAACCGAAACGCCAAUAAAGCUCUUUAUGCGGUUAUGAUUAUCGACCAGAAAGAACAAGUAUCCAUGCUAGAGAAACAUUGACAGGAUAUUUUUUUUUCAGAAGUGUGAAUCUAUUUUUUACCCUACCAAUGAAAAUGUAGCAAUGCAAUUAGGUCAAUGACGUCUUACCUAUAUAGACCCUGCAAGUCAUUCAUAAGUCCGCCGUUUGUUAUGUUCGCGAAGCUCAUUGGCAGGAAAUACGAACUUUCCAUCAUAAUUUUAUGAAAUUGGCCCCAGGCUUGCAACAGCACAAGGCUCAAGGUUAACUACGGAAUUCGCAUCAUAGGCGUAUCACAAUGUAGGCCAUGAAGGGCUAUAAAAGCCAAUAAAUUUCUCAGUAUGGUGGUACAAAAAACGUCUUUCUUGUAGGUAUACUAUUAUUAACCCUGUAUCUGCCUUUGCGCCACACCUUACUGAAAAAAUCUAAUAUUGACAUAGGUUAUCAGUUAUGACUUAUAGAUGACAUAAGGUAUUAUAAAAGUUGAAAAAUAACCUGGGAAAAUGACUUUAGAAUUAGUUGCUUGCAAGCAACAUUGUGAGAUAAAGUAUAGGUUCUAUUGUUACUUGCAAGCAACAUUGACCGAUAAAGGUAAACCUAAUUGCACUGGUUUAUAUGGAAACACAUAGAUUUCAAAUCAUUUAUUUAUAAAACGAAUAUCAAGAAAUAAACAAAAUAUAUAUAUUUCUGGUUUCACAAAAUACAAUGUGAUGAAAAAGCUAAAUCUAAUUGGAAUGGAAAAGGUAGAAACAAUUCUUAUUUUUGGUGAAACAAAGCCUAAGAUUGCACUUGGUACAAAAGAUUGUUGUAAACAGUGCCUGCAUCUACCUUUUGUACCAUAAGUUGGCCAAUGACCUAUGACAUGUUUUUGGGUGGUGAUAUCAGGUCUCGGCAGUAUAGGGUUUGAUAUUAUUUUCGCAGGGGUUUUAUUAGUCGAGGAAAUGGAUGGUCUGCCAUGAGAACUUUGUUUUCCUGCGUUGGUCAACGGUUUGGCUAAUUCUAUACAGAACUCCUUUAGCGGUUUUGACGUUACACGUGCUGUGUUGCAGUCCUUUCUAUACAGAAGCCAGCGUUGAUCACUGACAUAUAGGGUAUGAAGUCGGCAAUAUAACCAGAAACCCCAGCACGAAUAAAAAAUGUAAACCCCCAUUUGUGGGGUUUAUUUUGGAUAUACUGCCUCAAGUUGCCCGCAUAUGUGCCUUUGUAAGACACCAUUGUUUCAUAAAUUGAGUAUUGAUUUUCAAACUGGAGUUUAUAACAGUUCUUACGUACAACUUCUAAUAAGGGUCUAAUUUUGAAAUAUCGAUUCUUUGUCUGGUCUGUUAUGUUAGUAUUAUCAUUGAAAUGGAUAAACCGUCUUAGUUUCUGAAACCUCUUCAGAGGCAUUAUAUUGUCCACGUGAUCUACUCUUGUACUAGCUGCCCAAAAAUCUUCUAUGGCAGGAAGUUUUAUUACACCCAUAAUCAAGAGUAUAGAUAGAAAAUCCGUUAUUUCUGACGGAUUUGUAUCAAUACAUUGCCCAAGUUGCUGAGUACUAUAAAGAUUUGUCUGAUAGACUAUUUUCUCCAUUAGAUCAAAUGAAAAAAACUUUGUAAAAUACUCAAUGGGAACUGCAAUGUUGUCAGGUUCAGGAAAAUCUGGUGAAGGUAUGUUAGCAGCUUCAAUCCAAGAAUAUGAUUCAGUUUUUCGUCUUUGUGGUGGUGGCGGCUCAGUUUCAUCGUAACUUUCUUCUAAUUCAGAAUUAUUUUCUGGAACCAGCAUGUCAAGUCCUGAAGUCACCUCUUCUUCAUCGUUAAGCUCAUUUGUUUGGGAAAUAUUUUCUCCGUCACUGAAAUCGUCGUCUGAGACAUCGGAAAUAUGCUGAUCUGUGGGAAUUACGGUCGGUGCCUUCUUUUUGUCGAAAAAACAUGUAGUGCUUAUGGUUGGAAAAUUAUCCAGAUCGGAAAACGUAAUUAUUCUGGCAAUGUUGCUUGAGAGUCAUUUUCCUGCCUUAUUUUCUGAUCCAUCGCUUAAAAAUAAUCAUAAACAUAAAGACUCAACCUUCUUUUAUACCAACCAAGGCUAAUAGAACAUAAAAACAAAUGAUUCGCAACUAAAAUCCCAACUACAGAUUCAUACGUGCACUAAACACCUGUUACGCGGCAACCAUAUUGAAAAUUUUGACUCAACUUUUUAUAAACAGAGGUCGCUCAUAAUAUUAUUUCCGUUACUGAAUAAUGUAGCUUACGCGCAACACUGACCAAUCAGACCGUUAGAGCAGGGAGGACGAGAAAUUGAGGUUUAAAGAUGAUGUUGCCUACAGGUUACAGCACCAGAUAUAGGGUUAAGGUGACCAUACGUCCCACUUUCGGACUCUGUCCCUCUUUUAGGUCGUGGUGUCUCCAACAAAAAGCAUGCAACCUCCAUCCCCCCCCGCUCUUCAUAGUUCUAAUCAUCGGCCAUCAAAGCAAAAAAUGAAGUGUGUUUACACAUUGUGCUUUCAUUUUAUGAUGUACAGAAAAAUAGCAAAAUGUGUGCCUUUUGUGGUAGGUACAAGACCCCAAUAUAGAAGUAAUAAAACACAGUAAAUACCUACUUAAAAAAAUGUUUAUUUGAUGGUUUACAAAAUAUUUUAUAUGGAGAUCAAUCGAUGCAAAAUAAACGUUAUUCACAAAUAUGCGGAAAAUACUCAGGUUUGUUUUAUACCUCGAUUUGUAUUUAAAUUCGCGUAUUCGUCACUUGUUAUAUAAAUUAUUGUAGUAUAAGAAUAUACAAUAUCUUUCUGCAACAAACAGAGGUCAUUUGGCUAGUUGUUUAUACGAUGGGGCCAAUGUCAACCGACCGUGGGGCCAACUUUAUUUGGCGACAUCGCAAAAAAGAGUGAUUAUUGUAGGGGAAGAACUUUUGUAAACAAUCGAGGUCUAUUUGGGUAAGACGUCAUUGAAUUAGGUGUUUCUUUGUUAAUCAUAAUCAUGUCAGUUCUGGAUCCCGACAUGAUGUAACAAAUAAUUGUGUUUUUAGAUUUUUGGGUUGUGCCUGGUAGUUCGUUGAUAGAUUGUAGAUAUGUGAUAUGUUCGAUCACAGCAAGCGUAAAACUAUAUUAAAGGCUAUUUUUACUUUAAGUUUCUGGCAUUGCUGUAAAGUAAGUGAGCCGGAGAAAAUGCAUGAUAUUCAUUAAAAGAGUAGAUAAUAUUUUUUCGCAGUGCUAUAGUAGGUUUUUGUUAUUUUAAAAUUAUAUAUUUUAUUAUAUUAUGAUUCAUAGUUAUCGUCGCAAAUAACUAGCUAAGUGGACGAUCUCGUCUCUGGGGAAAUAGACAAAUUAUGCUUACAACUCAGCAUAGACUGGCAGAAGCUUGAGUUGUCAGUUAAAAGAAUACACUUUGCAUAAUUUGUCGAUUUCCCCAAAGUCGAGUUCUCCACUUGGCUAUUUUUUAUAUAUACACGUAUAUAUGUAUACAAUAUACCAUUUGCUUAUCAUGACAACCGGCUGCGUGUAAACUUACACUGUUUGUAGUCUUGCUUCUAAAAAAUCACGUUAUGAAAAUGCUUUGCAUUUGCUAAGAAAUUCUUCCGUUUUGGAAAAUAUACUUAGCUAUAUUACUGAAAUUGUCUUGCCAAAGAAUAUUAGGUAGAUGUUUAGUCUCAUAUUUGUAGAGAUGAUUUUAUCUGUGUAUGUGCCAAUAUCGUCGCAAAGAUGCGAUUAUGAUAUAUUUUUUCCGUAAAUAUUGGGACCGCUUGUGAUUAGAUUUUUUGUAAUGUUUAGCAAUUUAGUUUGACUGUAAUACUUUUUACUGUUAGCAAUAAGAUCAUCAUAGUGAAAAUUGUCUUAUAGCUUGGAUAUAAGUCAGUUACACUAUAAUAAUGUUACCUGGCCCUUUGAGGAUUUGUAAUUACAACCAAACUGUGUGAACUGCCAAUUAAACAAUGCUGAAAAAAUCAAAAGAUAAUAUUCCAAAAAAGAAAUUACUCCUAAUAGUCUUUAGUUUGGAAACCAGGAAAUGUGCCAAACAGUCUCGUAUCAGGAGCUAAUAAGAAAUCGCAAUGUAUCAAAAAAAUGACUUUUUCAGUGUUGGUGAUUAUUAUUUUCAAAAAGCCAGUAUUAAUAUUUUUACUCCCACUGUUCAUUUCCUGUGAUCAUUUACAGAAACUAAAAUUUUGAGGAAAAUACUUAUAAUACCAUAAUUUUCUUGCCAUCUUCAACAUGUUUUUGUAUUUUUUCACAUUGUGCAUACAUAUUUUUUUGAAAAGUUCUGUAUUUAAGUCGAUUUUUUUUGCUCAAUCAAUCUUUUCAGAUGUAUUUCAGUGUAUGGGUCUCCCAUAAAGGACUUGACAACUUUCUUUUUAAAUAGAACGCAAACCAUUUGAGUUAUCUCGAAAAUUUUACUAUCAGAUUGAAGUAUACUCAAAACAUUUAUGUAUGGAAUUCGACCUCGUUCAUAUGUUGACCACGGGCACGUUCGCAGCCAUCGAUUCGUUGCACUCAAUUUUCAAUGACUCGGCCACACAUUUCGACAGAAACGACCGCUAUCUCUCGUUGAAUAUUGGCUGUGAGCUCCUUUAACGACGCCGUCUAGAGGUGUUAAAUCAAACGAUCUAGGCGGCCAUUCGACCUGACCAUUUCUCGUUCACCGAAUUUUGAUUUCAAUUUGACGAUUGUUUCACCCGCUGUGUGGCUUGUGGUACCAUCUUGUUGAAACCACAUGUCAUUAAUGUCUAGCCCAUCUUGUUGACUCAAAAAACAACAUGUCUCUGUAGCGAUCUGCGUUGACUGUAACGUGACGAUCAUUUUUAUCAAUGAAGAAAACAAAUUGUUGUUUCUUGAAGCACAUGAGGGUCUUCACCUGACCAAUAACGUAUAUUCUGUUUGUUGACGAAGCCGUUUAGCCAAAAAUGCGCCUCAUAACUGAAGAUGAUUUUGCGAUGAAAUUUGUCAUUUUCGAGAAAGUACGUCGGUUCAUAUGAUCGAACGGCUUUAGUUCUUGAGUUAACUUGAUCUUAUAAGGGUGCAGGCCAAGGUCUCUUCGCAAAAUUCGCUAUAGUGUGGUCUGAGCGAUGGCCAAUUUUUGAGAACGUCGUGGAAUCGACGUGUUCGUUUGCGAUGGAAGCUUGAACGGCAGCAAUAUUCUCGGCACUUCGACCAUCCUGUUGUCUCAUUGGCACGGGAACAUUCAGCAGCGAAUAUGUGGACUCAAAUUUUGAUGAAUUGACAUUGGCAUUAACCCUCUUAAAGGUUAAGUCACCGACUCGGAACUUCGGUGAUAAAUUUUAAUUAUUUGUAAGCGUUGUUCGUUCGUGUACGUCACCAUGAUGAAAAUAUUUUCUUUACUGAAUGUUUUGACAUUGACAGUUCGGUAAUUGAUUUAAAGGUGCGUUCACAGUGAAAGUUCAAAGUUGUCAUGUCCUUAUUGGAAAACUCGAUACAUAUUUGUUUUUUACAUUAUCUUUCAUGUGGAAUUUGAAGUAGUGGAUAUGAAAUCUUUGACGUUUUGCCACUGUAUGUUUCAAAACUUUCAUGUAGUUGCUUUAAGUGUUAAAUUAAAUUGUGAGUUUCAAUGUGAUACCAGUGGGAUCUGAUAUUGCAAUAGAUAAGUAUUAGAAUACUAGUAACUUAGUAUCAUCCAUGAUAUUUAAAUACAAACGCUCAAGUGUAAAAUGAAACCUCAUUUCUGUACUGUGAAUUUUUCAAAAAACGUAAAAAAAUUGAAUCGUAUCAUUCGACUCCGACACAUCAUUUUUAUUAUGAGGUUUCGUUACUUCGUUCCACUUCCAUUUUUAGAUCUCGAAAUUCUAAAACCAGUCUUCCCACUCAAAGACGGUACUUUGUAACGACUAUCCCGAAUCUCGAAAUAUUUUUUUUUUUUUUAGUUUUUUAGGUGCUGUAUGUACAUCAUAUAUAUUCUUAGAACCAUGUCAAAUGUGAAGCCAAAAAAUCUAUACACAUAUAUAGUCAGUAUUGUAUUAUAUUUCAGAGAUAAUGUGGAUGGAAAUAAAGUUUUUUAAGGUACAAA
Molecule: messenger RNA, 7846 nt
Organism: Acanthoscelides obtectus
Lineage: Eukaryota; Metazoa; Arthropoda; Insecta; Coleoptera; Chrysomelidae
Source: the annotation of a GenBank genome assembly